Messenger RNA from Solenopsis invicta (red fire ant), 4379 nucleotides. RefSeq lists its product as uncharacterized. Lineage: Eukaryota; Metazoa; Arthropoda; Insecta; Hymenoptera; Formicidae. The record is from RefSeq and is a predicted model, not a curated record. The transcript is spliced from 4 exons. The coding region runs from base 2498 to 3787 and encodes 429 amino acids.
CAAAUACUGACUUGGGGGGAGGGGGGGUCAUACACAUUCUUACGUAAGAUUUUUUAUGUCUGUCCCCGGCGUGUAUCUCCGGAUGUUGAAGAUGAGAAGGCGUCUCGAGGUGCUUUUUUCUCGCAUACUGAUUUAACAUUUGUAAACUAUAGCAAAAUUUAAAAGUUUAAACGUUAAUUAACGUUUAAAAAUUACGUUGAACAAAUAAAGACCGCUUAAUUAGCAAACUCUAACUUAAAUAUAACUACUUAAUCAAACUAUUAACAAAUAUAUUUUUGUCUUGCUUUCUUUAAUCAGUCUUUUAUAAUAGCAUCACAGUCAAUAUUGUUCAUAUUUUUGUUCUCUAUGUAUAGCAAAGAAAGCGCUAGAGAAAGAAAGAAUUAGUCUGGUUUGCCCCACAGUCGAUCUUCAUAAGUAAUUUUUUAUCCGUUUUAAUGUGGAAAACGAUCUCUCUGCAGAGGCAUUGGAUAACGGGCUUAUUAAAUAAAUUUCCAGUAAAGUAAUGAUAUUAGGAAAUGUUAACUUAACACUUUGCGUUUGCUCUAAUUUUUUAUAAACAUUUUUCAAGUUUUGGGUCGGGCCCUCGCAGCGACCAGGCUUUGAGGCGUGCGCCUCAUAUGCCUCAUGUAUAAUCCACCACUGGUUUCCAUGUGUUCAUUUGUUCAAAUAAAAUACGCAGCUUCAUGCGCGAUCAUGUCCGCAGACUGUGAACUCUAUUUUGUUUCUAAGUUCAUUUGUUCAUACGCGACAAAUACGUGGAUCCAUACGCGAAUCGUUCUCUGUCACUGGCGGAGUUCUCGCGGAACGUUCGUCUAUAACGAGUGUUGAUCUACACCAGUCAUUCGCGCUACUAUUUAAUUAUUUUAGAGGUGUAUUAAACUUCAAGAUUUUUAUAUUAAUAUAUAAAUGCAUACUUCUAAGCGGAAUGAACAGUUCGGUACGCUGUUUAAAGCAUAUAGAAAAAGAGGGGUGAUUUAAAAAUUAUCUUUUAAUCCCAAUUAGAAUUAGUGUUAUGAAAAUUCAUUUUUCGACGCUAAACCUUUUAUUAAUUAGAUAAAAAAAUUAAUGAAUAAUAUAAAAGUACUUUUUUAAUUUUCUAUAUGCUUAUUCGAACAAUAUAGAGCUCGCAGAUUUAAAUAAAUAUUUUAAAACUUUAUAUAAAUAAUUUAAAAACCAUUCAUUUCAAAAAUUAUCGAAAUUCAUUCAUUAUAAACAAAAUUAGUUAUUUCUAAAAUAUUAUAUAAAAUUGUAUUUUUUAAAUCAAGAGACGCGGUCGCGUCUCGCGCCUAUGUCUCUCUCUUUGUCUCUUCUCUGAAUGAACGAGCGAGAGAACCGACCGCCGCCUCUUACGCGAAUCAGCGAGUUCAAGCAUACCGAGAUUAUCAGAUUUCAGUAACGGCUAAACCGAUCAAGUUCUGAGUAGUCUCAAUCGAUAGCUUGGGAUCGAAUUGUAUAAUAAAAGUGAUUUUAUUUUUUCUCUCCGUGCCCUACAAGCGGAGAUAUCGCAAUGCAAAUUCUAAGUUUUCGAUAUUUUGAUGUAAGAGACGUCAUUGUCAUUGUCAACUUCAAGAAUUCUCCCUUUCACAUUUUCGAUUAUUUUAGACUCCGCCUGCUGCAGUGUCUAGUGUAGCUCCUUCGUCUAGCGGUGCAUCGCCUGCUCAGACAGCAUCCUGCGCUUAUCUCGCAGCAAGAGAAACUAUAGACAAUACAGAUAAUAAAGACGAUGUAGAUGACCCUGAAAUCGAAGCAGCCUCUUCAUUAGUAUCAAGGAAAUACUUGACACCCGGGCAAGAGGCUGCGGCAAAGAAUAUCAUGGUCUUGGAAAAGCGGUUAAAUUCUCUGCUUUUAGCUCGCGACUCAUUUCACUCUAGCGACAUCGAGGAUGAAAUUAAAAAAAUUAAAAAAUCGCUAGAAGAAGCAAGACGAGAUUUAAAAAGAAAGAAGAGUAAUGCUGCUUAUCAAAAAAAGCACCGUGAUAAUAAGAACGCGAAAAUGAGCGAAAUAUGCACGGAAUUUCCUGUGGUGAAAGAGAAAUUGCACCAGCGAGACAGGGUUGGCAGACCCCGAAUAGAAGAGAAUCAGCCACUCCUCCUGAAAACUAUCAUCGACAUUGCGAUGUUUGGCAGUGCUGCGGAUGACCGAAGGCGCUCCGAUAUAAUUCGUAGCAUCAAAACUCUUGAUGAACUUCAUGGGGAGUUGCUUAAACUAGGUUUUUCAUUCAGCAGAUCCGCAACCUAUCUACGACUCUUGCCUAAAAACUCACGCACUCUAGAGGGACAGCGUCAUGUGAAAACGGUGCCCGUAAGACUUACUCGCGCACAAACAGACUUGCAUCGCAAGCACGUGGAUGACCCUUUUGUCAUGGCCUCCAUAAGAUAUCUCGAAUGCCUUGCUUCUCUUCUUGGUCCGUCGCAAGUGUGUUUUAUUUCACAGGACGAUAAGGCCCGAGUGCCGAUAGGAUUAACAGCAGCAAACAAACAAGCUCCACUAUUAAUGCAUGUCGAGUACCGUGUAUCAUGGUGUACCCGACCAUGAUUGGGUGGUAGCAGCGAGACACAAACUUAUACCUUCUGUUUACGCUGGAAUAUGCAUUAGCCCUAAACAAAUGGGCUGUCCUAAAGCUGUGGGCUAUUCGGGUCCAACUUUUAUAGCCAUCAGAAGUGGCAAGUAUUCCUCGUCCACAGCAUCCACCCACGCACGGGAUCUGCACGCACUUCUAGAUCUGGAGGCGUUUCAUGCAUUAGCAAGAACAGAGGAGGGCAGUGUGAAGCCAGUUUUGAUUUUAACUGUAGAUGGCGAACCGGAUGAGAACCCGCGCUACAGCAAGGUGAUUGCCCAUGCUAUCAGCCAUUUAAAAAAAUAUAAUUUAGAUGCUAUAUUUGUCGCCACAAACGCACCAGGCAGAAGCGCCUUUAACCGAGUAGAACGUCGCAUGGCUCCCUUGACCCAUGAACUUGCUGGUCUUAUUUUGUCCCAUGACAAAUUUGGGACACAUCUCAACGUACAGGGGAAGACUGUCGAUAAAGAACUGGAGCUCAAAAGCUUUGAAUAUGCUGGUCGAGCUCUAGCAGAGGUAUGGAGCAGCUUAACAAUCGAUGGACAUCCAGUGCACGCACAGUAUGUUCCUCCAGGGGAAAAGCUUGAUACCCCCGAAGAAUGUGAUGCUAAAUGGUACAGCCGUCAUGUCCGAGAAAGCCAGUAUUUGCUUCAGAUUGUGAAGUGUAACUCACAUGAUUGUUGUUCCAUUACUCGGAGUGAGUUAAAAAGGGUGCUGUCGGAAGGAUUUCUUCCCCCUCCAAUUCGAGUGACGCAAACAACGCAUGAUUUAGUCGUCACCGAGAAUGAAACAGAUGGGAGUUUCUUAGAUUUGAUGACUCGUAUCUCUCUCAAACUGAAUCCCGAUUCAAGAGGUUUUUUGCAGGUUCCAUAUGAUCUUUUUUGCCAAUCCAUAAAAUCGCAAUUGGAUUGGCGUAUUUGCAAAACGUGUGGCUUGUACCAUGCUUCAAAAAAAUCUUUAUUACAUCAUUCAAAGCAUGUGCAUUCCCAGAAAGAGGAUGCACAUGCUUCGAAUAAUGUAAUAAACAUCAGAAUAGCUGCUCGACACAGUGGAGAAGUCCUCUGCGUCAUCAAAGAUCCUGUAUCGGGGUGUGAAGAUACAGAGUGGAUGGAAGAAACAGAAAUAGAGGCAGAUAGUAACAGCGACUCGCACUUCAUUGAUCAGGAGGAUAUUGUGAGGAUAAAUAAUAUGAGUAAUCGGUUGAGAGGACCAUUUAAAAAUGAGGAUUGAGUGUUGAUAAUUACAAUUCAGUGAAAUAAAAGAUUUUAUUAAUUUUGCCGAUAACAUAUUGUAUUUUUAUAAUUCUCACAAUAUUUUAGGGGUAUGUAUUUUGCACACUGAUAUCCUCUCUACUCUCAGUUAUUUAAAGAAUCAUAUAUUUGCGUUGAAAACAAAAAAAAUACGCCAAAAUGAAUUGUUAUUAGUAAUAUCAGCAAAUUAGACAUUUUCAGAAUUUACAUCGAGCAUAUAGGAAAAUCUUACGUAAUUUUGAGGGGAGGAUCUUAGAAAAUCUGACAUUUGCUUACAUUGGGGAGGGGGGACUCAAAAAUGGCUAAAAAUUUGCUUACGUAAUAUAUGGACGGCCCCUAAAGACGUGUCCUUGGAUAAAUUCUGAAACGAUUUUUCCUGUACGAAAAUUUUAUCCCACGCUUACUUUUUGAACAAUAAGACGAUAAACUUAGCGAAUCAUGGGUCGACAUGGGUAAGCGCCCACGUCGGAUAGUGAGUUGCGCCGCUUUUGUCUACCAUGUGUACACGGCCUGUGAUUCGCUAACUUUAUCUUUUUAUUAUUCAAAAAAUAAGCGUCGGACAAAAUUUUCGU